Ceutorhynchus assimilis (cabbage seed weevil) is the source of this 3459-nucleotide messenger RNA. The record is from the annotation of a GenBank genome assembly. NCBI's taxonomy places the organism in Eukaryota, Metazoa, Arthropoda, Insecta, Coleoptera, Curculionidae.
UAGUCGCUAGGAGCGCAUUCGUUUGGUUCAGUUGUCCGGGUACCUUUAAUUAUUGAUAAUAAGUUAUUAAGUACCUUGUUUCAUCCAAUUAUUAUUUUAUAUUCGACGGUUUAUGAAUGAAUAUAGUAGAACUGUUUUAUUAGAGCUUCGAUAUUUUUGAUUUUUUUUUUUGACUUUGAAGUUAAGGAUUAUUUUCAAGUGUCUUUUGUGUUUGUACAUUUUUCUUCGGUUUUUUUAACUGGGAUGAGUCUAAUUGUUUAAAUUUUUUUUGGGCUCCUAUUUGGACUGCUGACCGGAUGCGAUGGGACUUUAUAAACAAUAUAUUAAGAUAACACAACAAAUAUUGGGUUUUAAGAAAUUUCAAAAUGGCAAAAAUGGCAUUGCGCUGCAGAUGCUCAUAUCCCAACCUAAUCACGGACAUUUAUCAAUUAUUAUUGUUGGACUUUUUACUCUGGCGAUGGGGAUUAUUUUAUCAUCGAUUCCAUGGUUAGAUUAUAUAAUUUUAAAGAAUCUGAGGCUACGUGAAGAUUCGAUUAGUUUUAAAUACUGGCAGAAACCAGGUGUAAUAAGAUUAACAAAAGUUUAUAUAUUUAACGUAACGAAUCCAGAUGGAUUUCUUAAGCAAGGGGAAAAGCCAAAGUUAAAAGAAAUAGGACCAUUUGUUUAUAGGGAAGAUAUGGAAAAAGUCAACAUAAAAUUCCACGACAACGGAACCGUUUCUUAUCAACACAAGAAAAUUUUGAAGUUCGUCCCAGAAUUGAGUGUGGAUAAAAAUUAUAAAAUAACAAUUCCAAAUAUUCCUUUACUUACUUUAUCAUCACAAUCCAACAACUUAGGAUGGUUUGUUCAAAAAGCUAUUUCCGUAAUGGUGAGCAUGGGAACAGUACGGCCCUUUGUCAGUGUGACCGCUGACGAUUUGGUUUUUGGAUACGACGACAGUUUGGUUGCUUUGGCUCACAAGUUUUAUCCGAAAAGAAAAAAACCGCAAACCAAAAUGGGAUUGCUAAUCACUAGAAACGGUACUCUUCCUGAAGUCCACAACGUCUACACAGGCCUAACAGGGAUGCAGGAGUUCGGAAUCAUAGCAAAUUUAAAUGGAAAACCGACUUUGCCAUAUUGGGAAAAUGCACCUUGCAACGAAUUGAAAGCUAGCGAAGGUUCAUUUUUUCCUCCGAGAUAUUACACUAAAAAAGACAUCGUUUAUUUGUACGAUAAAGAUAUAUGCAGGACGUUACCGUUGCAGUACAGAAAGUCUAUGGAAAAACAUGGUAUCGCAGUUGAUUUGUACACCUCAGCAGACAACAUUUUCGAAUCAGUAGAAAAAUAUCCAGAAAACAAAUGCUACUGUCCUGGAAACGAGUAUUGUCCGCCUAAAGGAUUGCAGAAUAUCAGCCCUUGUCAAUACGACGCUCCAGUAUAUCUUUCCUUCCCGCACUUCUUGGAUGCCGAUCACGUACUUCUGGAUGAAAUUGACGGUCUUGUUCCCUCUAGGGAUUUACAUGAAACCUAUUUUAAAAUUCAACCAAAAUUGGGUGUUCCCAUCGAAGGCAAAGUGAGAGUUCAACUUAAUUUGAGGGUACAACAGGCACCAUACAUUACUGCUGUGAAAGAUUUCAAAACUAUUAUGUUUCCAGUUAUGUGGCUAGAAGAGGGCAUAGACGAUUUGACUCCACCAAUCCGUCGUUGGAUGUACCUGGCUACAACUUUUGCAGAAAUCGCUUGUCCACUGAUGACCUACGGUUGCAUUCUACUCGGAAGUUGUCUUAUAAUAGGAGUUAUCGUGAACACCUAUAAAUCACUGGUAUUCACCAAGAAUACAAUUGAAAUAGGAAUGAAAAAUUUACGGAGACGAAGUAGCUUACUUAUACAUUCAUCUAAUAGGUUUAUUUCUAGAAGAGAAACCUAUACUUUACUGGAAUUUCAAGAUGUAGACGCAGAUGGGGAAAUUUAACAUUCAAAAAGGCUUUACACACUUAUAGAUAAUAAUUCGGCAUACAAAUUUGACUGGCUUAGUUAAAAAAAAAAAACUAAAUAUCAUGUUAUUAUUUUAUUUUUGUUAUUGUUAUGCAAAUUUGUAUAUGCUUUUAUCUUGUAUAUUUUGUAAAAUUUUAUUUUAUUUUAGUUUAAGAUUUGCAGUUUAUAAAAUCUGUGCCAAAAGCUACCAAACAAGGAACUUAUUCUUGCCUUUUUAUUUUGCAGUAUUGCAUUGGGGAUUGAAUUUAAAAAAAAAUAUGUAUUUAAGGUCCUCACAUAAAACAAUUUAUAAAUCGAUUUUUUGUCUGUCAAUUUUGUUGUAUUUAUUUCUGCGAUUUUUUCUUACAUUAUUUAUUGCUUAUUUUUUAAGGGCCAGUUGCUUCAUAAUCAACAGUCAAACAUGAAAUAUCAAUUUCGUUUCUAAGCUAAAAAUGUGGCAAAUAGAAUUUAUAUAUUAACAUGUUGUUAAUGAAGAGAUUGUCCAAAGGGACCUUAAAAUAGUCUAUAGUUGCCAUGCAAUUUAGUAUUGAAUCCAUUCCAAUAAAUUGUGAUGUAGAUAGAUUAAUUUUGUAGAUAAUUAAUGUUUUAUUGAAAAAUUAUUAUUAAAUGUAUUUUAUAGAUAAAUUAAUGGUUAAGGUGCCGAUAAGCAAACAUUUUGAUGAAUGAUGAAUUUUUGCUCAAACAUGCUAGUGAAGUAGAAUUGUUGUCUUAUAUUAUUUUAUUUUGUUGUUGUUAAUAUGGUGUGAAUUUAAAGAACUAAUAAUUGUGAAAUACAUAAAUGUAUCUACAAAAAAAUUUCACAAAUUAAAAAAAAAAAAACAUUAGCCUUAGAAGCCUUUUGAUAAUUGAAACAAAUCAAAAUCUUAAAAUUAGGUUCUUAUUUUUAUUAAAUAUAGAAAAAAAUAUAUUUUAUGAAUUAGAAAAUAUUGAAACCAAACAUGGAAACAAUCAUCUGAAAUUGCAUUUAAAAACAGUAUUUUUGCUGUAAUUUUUAGGGUUUUUACUAGUCAUAAUCCAAAACAAUAUGGUAGAAACUUUGUUAAGAGCCCGAAUGAUGUUUAUAAAGAAAAUUUGCUCACAUAGUUUUUAUUGUUAAUAUGUUGGUGUAAAGAAAUAAAAAUAUUUUUAUGUAAAUACUUUUUUAUUUCAACUAGUGAACAACUUAUUCAUUUUCAGAAUCGUCAUCAGAAUCCGCCUUGAUAAUUCCCAAAGUUUUUGCUACACUUUUCACAUUCGAAAUUACUUCUUCUUGCACCAAAUUGAAACUCAUUGCAAGUAAAGAUAUACCAAAAAGUAGGUAUAAAGAACAUAGUGCUAUACUGAUGGUAGCAUAAUACCUAAAAAAGAUUAUUCAAAUAAAUGUUAAAUAUAGAAAAAAAUAAAAACUACCUAUCUUGACUGACUCCUUUUGCUGGUACCAAAUCCCCAAACCCUAUCGUGGUUAAAGUAAUAAAACAAAAAUAGGCUGAAUCCAAAUAAUCCCAU